This is a messenger RNA of Gymnodraco acuticeps, 2756 nucleotides long. RefSeq lists its product as uncharacterized. The transcript has 13 exons. NCBI's taxonomy places the organism in Eukaryota, Metazoa, Chordata, Actinopteri, Perciformes, Bathydraconidae. Bases 1344 to 2201 code for a protein of 285 amino acids. The record is from RefSeq and is a predicted model, not a curated record.
UGUAAUAUGACUUGAGAGAUUUAAACUCUGCACACUGAGUUGAUCUCUUUUCUAUAGAUGCCGGAGGCGGGCAGCGUCAGGUAAAAAAAGUGAUUAAGCCUUUCCAAACCUGAGCCUCACGCGCCGGCGCCGCCUAUGGUAUUGGGUAUUGGUUUGCAUGAAUCGCAACAAUUUCACAUGUAUUAGAUUCAUUCAUGUUGAGAUAAACUGAGACAAAGGGAUUAGGGUAUAUCUGAUUCCCACUCCAGAGCAGAAGGUGGCGGUAUAACCACCAAUAAACUGGAUACCAACCACAGUCUAUGAUACCAACUAAUGUAAACAGAGACAAAAAUCAAUCUACUUUCAAAUGUUCACGGUUGUAAAGAUGUGAAACAACAAACAUGGCUUGAACAAUAAGGCAUGCUACAUUAUUGACUGCUCUUGGACACUUCCAUGGAUGUAUUAAGAGAACUCUGCCAUGGUUUAAUUUUGACCGCGAUCUGGCGGGAAAGGGUUUCCCCUGCAUCCUGUGUGCACUCGCGAUAUUUGGGCAUAACCGUAAACUUAACCAUCAUCAUCGCGAGAGAGGAUCAUUGAGACAAGAAAGACCGAUGGCGAAAGUUGGAGGAGAUCAAUGGACGAUGUUGUGUGUGACACGUUGACACAGUGGCAGUUGACAGACGUUAUUGAUAGAUUUAAAGAUGAGGGAAUUGACGAGGAGAGUUUUCUUCUUUUAGACGAGGGGACCAUCAGCCAAUUGAUUCCAAAAGCUGGCCCCAGGCUUAAGUUCCUCAAAAAAUUUAGAGGACUUUGGUUAGCUAUAAAUGCUGCUUAAAAGGUGCCUUUGGACUACAGGGAUGAUCAUGCGAUGGAGUACUGGGAUGUUUCUGUAAAUACUGGGAUGGAUGUGAUAAAUUGUACAAUUGAACCUGCUGUGCCACCUACAAGUCCUGAUGUCCAACCAACUGCCACAACUCCACCCUCCAUGGAGGACCAAACGGCACCUGUCGUACCAGCGAUGAUACCUCAAACACUACAUAUAAUUCCACAAUUUGAUAUCCGCCAGAUUCUCACAGGCUCAACUGAAGGCAAGCUGAUCCUGGGGAGCCUUGAUGAGGAUGUGAUCAUCCCUUCGCAAAGAAAGUGCCUUGUCCGUAUUUUGGUGUCUCACCUCAUGGAGAAGUUUGGAGAGUCCUACCAGUGAGACAAAAAAGGCCUUGGCUGCAGCUUUGAUUCAUGGGUUUCCCUCCUUGAAGGACGAGUCGGACUCAAGCAGUGGCUUCGGAUACUGGUUCACCCCAGGACGGAACCGCCGCCCAGCCACUGGAUUCCUCGAAGAGAGGCUUCGGAACGUCAGAAAGAGGAUGAGAAAACCGGCCAGGUCACAGAGCACGCAGCAGACACCACCACAAAGUAGUGAAGCUGGCACUCGUAGGACAUUCAUACCAGAAUGUACCAUAUCGGAAGAAAGAGCCAUACAGUGUAAAGAAUGGCUGAAACACAAUUCGCAGCCCCUCAACCAGGUGGAGCAAUACAUGCAGGAUACAGCAGUGUACAGGGCCAAGUCUUUAAGGGAAAACGGGUGGGCCAUUCAAGGGAUCCGCCAAGAGUUCCCACAUCUAUUCACUCCAGGCAUGAUUGCACAGGACUUUCAGAUCCUACAUGGAGAGGCUGCGCCUAAGCUCUUCGAAACCUGGCUACCUUUGUUUAAAGACAAGAUCCUGCACCUGGCGAGACGGGAAGGGAAACUUAUCUCGUCGCUUGAUGGAUUAACACCCGAUUGUUUGGGGGAACUUGCUCUGAGCCAGUUACCAACACUGCUUCCACCAACUGUCUACAGGGUUGGCCGAAAAGUGUUCCGGUACACUAUCGAGGAGUCUAAGUUGGCCUUCAUUGAUCAUAAGCCUGUUGGAACAAACUUGGUGGAGUACCUCCAUGAGGCGAAGGUGUCAAGACCUUACCCAUAUGUCCUGUCCCUGGGAAACGAUAUUUGGCACACCUCUCAGGCGUUCGUUAUUCUUGAUGGGGAGGCGUUGGAACAAAACACAUUGCUUCAGGCAGUAGAUGUCUGUUUCAAGGUAUUCUAUAUCUUUGACAUCGACUACACAAAGCAGUGUGAAGCUGUAUGGAAAUUCCUCCAAAAUGCAGUGUACGAAAUCAAGGGAGGAGAGGAGUCAAAACCUGCUACAUCCUUGCGUGCAGCAAUACUUGCUUGCAAGUAGACUUGUGGUCUUGAUCCUUUUAUUUUCUUCUGCUGGUCCUCCUGUUCUAUUCUCUCUCUUCUGCUGCUUGGCUCAGAGUAGGGUUCUAUCUGGUUAAAUUAAAUAUUGCUGGAUUUGUGAAGUGUGUGUGUGUUAUGUUCAAAAUACUACCUAAUGCUCAAAGUAUUUUAUGAGCAAGUUGUGUGCUAAAAAAAGAGCUAAAUGGUGAAAGCAUAAAUUGUUAAAAUGUUUAUUUGCACAUCUUAGUUUCCUGUAGUUCGGAUCACCUAAAGGAGCAGUACAUUGUUGUGAUCAUGUUGGAGGAUUUUCUUUGUAACGUUUACAUAGCCAGUAUAUGAACCAGUCAUUUCUGAAAAAACGUAUGUUGCUAUUAGUGGUUCUCAAACCAGAGCUUGUAGAUCUGCUAAUGUGUGUUGUUUACAGGCUGUACUGUACAUGCAUAAAUGUCAAGUUUUGUUUAAAGAAAGUUUUGCACUUUAUUGUGAACUGAAUAUGUUUGCACUUUAUUGAACUGUCAAUUGUUAUAACAAUAAAAUGAAUAUUUUUCUAAGAUUC